GCGCGCGAGGGCGCCGCGGCCACUGGGCUCUGCGGAGCGAGCGAGCGGUCAGCGCGGAGCCGGAGGCGCGCGUGUCCAGUCCCAAGGCCGACGCCAGCUCGCAAGCAUGGCCCCGGCAGCGGCUUCGGGUGGCAGCACCCUGCCCAGUGGCUUCUCGGUCUUUGUCACCUUCCCCGACUUGCUCUUCAUCUUUGAGUUCGUCUUUGGAGGCCUGGUGUGGAUCCUGAUCGCCUCCUCCCUAGUGCCCAUGCCCCUGAUCCAGGGCUGGGUAAUGUUCGUGUCUGUGUUCUGCUUCGUGGUCACCACUGCCCUGAUGGUCAUGUACAUAAUUGGUACUCACGGCGGUGAGACUUCCUGGAUCACACUGGAUGCAGCCUAUCACUGCGUGGCUGCCCUGUUUUACCUCAGUGCCUCAGUUCUGGAAGCACUGGCCACCAUCCUAAUGUACGACGGCUACACCUACAAGCAGUACCAUGAAAACAUCUCCGCAGUGGUGUUUGCCUACGUGGCCACUCUGCUCUACGUGGUCCAUGCCGUGUUCUCCUUAAUCAGAUGGAAGUCUUCAUAGGGAAGCGGAUCGGCAGCUGGAGACCCAGACAGCAUUAACCGAUCAGCCCAUCUUCCCCCAUUAACUUCCUAGAACACAGACUCAAUGGCAGAGAGAAGAAAACAAGCCAGAAAGCAAACAAAACGAAAACAAAAACAAAAGGGAGCUAUGUUCCAUUUCUCUUGGGUGUCAUGUUUACCUUCUGCCGAGGGGUUAGACCUUGCUAUGUUUAACCUCCAGCUGAGGGAGGAAGGAGCUGUCUUGCCAGGGGACCCUGUCUGCCCUUGACAGGGACAGUGGGUGGGAACUGGGAACCUUGAUCUGAAGAAAUGACGAUUUCCCUUUGACCCUUGGAGCACAUUCUAAGAAUUUCCUUUUGGAAUUUUCCAUGGGCUCUUUUGAACACUCAUCCCCUGGCAUGUCUCAGUCUUUGUGGAUAGCCUGAGUGUCUCAGGCACUGAAAUUUCCCCAACAAAGGUCUCCAGAUAGCUUGGUGGAGGAUGAGCCCCUUUGAAAUCCUUCAUUAAAUGCCUGUAUGUUUCAUGCUUCAGGGUGAAGAGCUGGAGGGAUUGUUUUCCAUUCUCUGGGACCAGAGACACCUUCCUGUCAGCUUUCUUCCUGCAGAAUCCCUUGGCUUAACCUGAAUCUCAAGGGACGAUUCAGAUGUGUAUGCUCGGCCACUCUUUCCCGGAGUGACUCACUGGGGACCCUACCCUCACAGGAAAGUCUGCCUGGAUAGCGUCUCCCUUGUCCCCUUUUUGGGAAUAUCCCAAGAGCCUCCACCUUUCUUUUUCAAGACACAGUUGUCUGCAAAAUCAGAGUUUUCUCAAGCCCCUGAGAAAACUAGCUGUGGACAACCCUUCCCACAGAGAAAAAGGACCUGACUGCAGAGUGAAGGGGGAGACAGUGGCUGUCUUUGGCUGCCACAUUCCAGCUGACCUGAAAAGAAAGUAUAAUUGACCCUACAUCUUAAAGACCUGAGUGACAUCAUAGAGAUGGAGCCCCAGAUGCAGGGAUUUCCUGCCAGCCUCCCAGAGAGCCAAGAUUCUAGCCUCGGUCAGGUUUAAUUAGUGGAUGUUUUAUUCUCCAACAAAGUAAGAGAUGAAUCCCACACUUGAAUUGGAUUUGGGUUUUUGUUUUGUUUUGUUUUUUCUACCUUGGUCCUGAGGAUAGAGCCCAGAGCCUGUGCAUGCUGGGUAAGCACUCUACUGCUGAAUCCCAUCCUCAGCCCCAAAUUGGGUCUCAAUGGCGCAUCCACGAGGACUUUUGUUAUCCCAGUAUCAGUGGUACCCAAAUCUGCCAUUUGCUGACUUAACCACAGCCAGAAUUUCAUGGUAAAACACAAGCAAAAGAUUAGGUUGGGGAUUUGUUUUUAAAAAUUAAAAUAUAAACUAAGAGAUGAUAUGAAGUGCAUUGUAAUGUUUAACAAAAUCUGUAACUGAGUGCUGACUGGGUGGUCUUAUAUUCUCAACAACACUGCACUGUAACAUGGCACUAACCAGCAACUCUGCAUGAAUGAGGAUCGCUUCUUGAUAGGAGGGAAAAGAGAUGGAGGAACGAACAAACGAACAAACGAAGGAAAGAUGACUAAAUGAAUUCCCCAAGGGUUUCUCAGUGUUUCAGAUUUUUAAUCAUUAAAAGAAACUUUCAUACAA
This is a messenger RNA of Meriones unguiculatus (Mongolian gerbil), 2202 nucleotides long. RefSeq names its product mal, T cell differentiation protein (gene Mal). The record is from RefSeq and is a predicted model, not a curated record. NCBI's taxonomy places the organism in Eukaryota, Metazoa, Chordata, Mammalia, Rodentia, Muridae. The coding region runs from base 107 to 568 and encodes 153 amino acids. Gene Ontology annotation, molecular function: structural constituent of myelin sheath. The transcript has 4 exons. Gene Ontology annotation, cellular component: membrane. Gene Ontology annotation, biological process: myelination.